GGUAUCCACUUGGCCACGAUUUAGCUCCAUAAAUACCCCACCCGAGCCUCGAACUUCAAUUAUAUCAUAACUUGCACAAGUUUCAUCGCGAUUAUCUUGCGAGACCUCAUCCAGAGCAGCCCCAGGAAAUAUUCUGGAAUAAUCGAUCAUCUUUCCAUGGUCACGGCAUCGUGCCUGGUUAGAUCGUAUUCCCUCGGAGGGGAACAUAUUCAACACCCAAGGCACCAACUUUCGACCUUCCCAGCUAACCUUCUUACAUCUCGUAUACUGCUACCAAUCAACCCUUCAUCAUCUCCCGGGAUAAUUUACAAUUUACAAUGGCCACUACAUUAUCAGGACGUGGCCAACGCUCCUUUUCAGCUUACGACGUCAGCAUCCCGGAAAUCACCGACAAUGUCUAUGAUGGGAAGUCAAAUCCAUCAGGAGUGAUAUCUCUUGGUUUAUCUGAAAACCACUUAAUCCACGGAAACGUUGUUGAUUUUAUCAAUAAGCAUUUUAAAAUCGAUGAAUUCACUGCUACAACAUAUACAGGAACAACUAUUGGAGGUGUCGGUCUGAGGAGAGCCGUAGCAAAGCAUAUCAACAAGUAUUUCAAUCCUACCGUGCCUGUGGGUAUGAAGGAAGUCGGUAUUGCAAAUGGCGUUACGGCAAUCUGUUCAAUGUUGGCUUUUAUGUUGGGAGAUGUAGGAGAUGGCAUCCUACUCAUGCGGCCAAUUUAUGGGAAAUUUGAAAAUGACUUGACGAUCGUUGCUCAAUGCAAAACGCUGUAUGCCAACAUGGGUGAUACGGAUCCAUUUUCAGAGGCUGUGGUAGAGAAGUACGCUCUCCGUCUUGCUCAAGCCAAAGCAGAUGGUACCAAUACUCGGGCCCUCCUAAUCUGCAACCCGCACAAUCCCUCUGGCCGGUGCUAUCCCAAAGCUACCCUUAUUGCGCUCAUGAAAUUCUGUGCCCGGCACAAUCUACAUCUAAUCUCCGACGAAGUGUAUGCUCUGACCGCCUUUAAAACAGCUGAUCCUUCAAGCGCGCCCUUCACCUCUGUUCUCGAGAUCGAUACUAUUGGAAUCAUCGACCCGAGAUAUCUACACGUCGGAUAUGGUUUCAGCAAAGAUUUUGGUGCCCCUGGCCUUCAUAUAGCGGCCCUAGUGACCAGAAAUGAUGAAGUCCAGCAGGCAUUUGAAGCGAUUGGUCUGCUCCAUGCACCUGGUGGGCCGAGCUGCGCAAUUGUGCUUGCGAUGUUAGAGGAUGAUAAUUUCGUGGAAGAUACUAUUAAAUUGUCCCGCAUCAGACUGGCGGAAAACUACGAGCUGGUGACCCGCAUGCUGGAUAAAGCAGGGAUUGCAUACUGGAAAGGUGGCAGGGCCGGAUUCUUCCUGUGGAUCGAUUUGUUCAGGUUUUUGCCGCCGCCAGAGGGGACUCAAAGAGAUACCGAGAGGGAGAAGAUGCUUGCUGGAAAGUUGCUGGAAGGUGGUGUUUUUCUAAACCCGGGGGCUGAAUGGGCAGAGAGGCCAGGUUGGUUCAGAUUGAUCUUCUCACACGAGAAGGGCAAGGUAGAGGAAGGGGUGAGACGGCUUAUUAAGACACUGUGUGGGGAGUAAAGUCCCAUGAAGAGGGACCGUCAUGUCUGAGGGUUGAUAUGAGCAAUUUAAGCCCAUGGCAUUUAUCUCUUCAGCCCUUCUUGUGAGUAACUAGCGUAUUGAUAAUAGCUAUAAAUGAUGGAGCACCUCUGAUUGAAAUAAAACACCAACUAUUGUACAUAG
Molecule: messenger RNA, 1757 nt
Organism: Pseudogymnoascus verrucosus
Lineage: Eukaryota; Fungi; Ascomycota; Leotiomycetes; Thelebolales; Thelebolaceae
Exons: 5
Coding region: 318-1595 (425 amino acids)
Biological process (GO): biosynthetic process; amino acid metabolic process
Molecular function (GO): transaminase activity; pyridoxal phosphate binding
Source: RefSeq, a predicted model, not a curated record